AUGAGAAAUCUGAAAAAAUUUUGCAAAUUUUUUUGAGAUCUAUUGCCAACCAUACCUAUCCUAUACGAGCUAGUCCUUGUCUUCCAUAUCUCAGCUGUCUGCCAGAUGGAGACGGCAUCUGCAUGCCUCUGCGACAAAGCAAAGCAUCUUGCUUUUGCUGCAAACAUAUAUGCAUCCUCUCCACCCGGCCGUCUCUCCUACGAUUACUCUCUAUAAGAUUUGCAGGCUGCAUAUUGGAGUGGAGUGGAGUGGAGAGCUUGCAGCACCGGCCGUGACAGUUUCAUCGAUCAUCAUCAGCUCGUCAUCACCAUGAGGCUGCCGUGGCCGUGGCGGCGGAGGCCGGCGCCGCAGCAUGGCGAGGUGCCGGUGGCGGUGGGCACCCAUCUCCACGUCGCGGCCAGUGACAGCCACGACGACGACGACGACGACGGCGCCGAGUCCACGGCGUCGUCGGAGCACAGCCACCUCACGCUGCCGGUGGAGGAGCCGGUCCACAUCGUCGACGAGGCUGAUUGCUACGACGUGGCCGGUUCCGGUUCGGAGGAGGAGCUGCCGAGCGGCAGCGAGGAAAGCGAUGGCGCGACGGGGCACGCCGAACGCCGGGCGAGAGCGCCCCGGAGACGACACGACCACAGCCCGAGAGGGAGGAGGAGGCGGCGGCGAUCUGCCCGUGUGCCGGCGUUCAUGGUCGCCGGCACCGCCGCGGCGGUCAUGCUGCUCGUGCUCGCGGCGCUCGUCGCGUGGAAGAGGCGGCAGCGCGCCGCCAGCUAAGGUGGAUGGCGCGCAGGCUGCGGUAAUAUGUGUGGUGUGGCAGACGGCCGUACUACGGUCGAGGUGUGUGUAUGUGAGCCCGGCUAUAUGUAAAAGUUCAGCGGUGAACUUUUUUUACUAUACCUUUUUUAUGAUGGUGUGCAUCUAAAGCCAGAAAUCAUUUGUAAUACCUCAAAGGCACGUCAAGGAACGUGUUGUCGGGAAAAAAGUUACAGCUAAAAAAAAACAUUUUGACUUUUUAGAUGAGA
This is a messenger RNA of Sorghum bicolor (sorghum), 1019 nucleotides long. RefSeq lists its product as uncharacterized. The record is from RefSeq and is a predicted model, not a curated record. NCBI's taxonomy places the organism in Eukaryota, Viridiplantae, Streptophyta, Magnoliopsida, Poales, Poaceae. The transcript has a single exon. The coding region runs from base 310 to 771 and encodes 153 amino acids.